AUGAUCUGGAAGCGGAAGAGCUCCGGGCGAGCUGGCGGCGACAGCUGCAGCGGCAGGGACGAGAUGCGGGAACGGCUGAUCCACCCCGCCGCCGCCGCGGGGUGCGUGCCGCCGGGCUGCGUGGCGGUGCUGGUGGGCGGGGGCGAGGAGCCGGAGCGGGUGGUGGUGGACGUGCGCGCGCUGGCGCAGCCCUGCGUGCGGGCGCUGCUGGAGGCGGCGCAGCGGGAGUUUGGGUUCGACCAGAAGGGCGUGCUCCGGAUCCCUUGCGCCGCCGACGAGUUCCGGCGAGCCGUCGCCGCCGGCGGCCACCGGUGCAGGCGGUAG
Molecule: messenger RNA, 324 nt
Organism: Sorghum bicolor (sorghum)
Lineage: Eukaryota; Viridiplantae; Streptophyta; Magnoliopsida; Poales; Poaceae
Product: auxin-responsive protein SAUR32
Exons: 1
Coding region: 1-324 (107 amino acids)
Biological process (GO): response to auxin
Source: RefSeq, a predicted model, not a curated record